This is a messenger RNA of Thamnophis sirtalis, 369 nucleotides long. The record is from RefSeq and is a predicted model, not a curated record. NCBI's taxonomy places the organism in Eukaryota, Metazoa, Chordata, Lepidosauria, Squamata, Natricidae.
GGAGGACAACGAGGCAGUGGAUUCUCCAUGUCGGCAGCGCGCAGCGAACAUGAGGUGUCGGAGAUCAUAGACGGGCUCUCGGAACAAGAGAAUCUGGAGAAACAGAUGCGCCAGCUUGCUGUCAUCCCGCCGAUGCUGUAUGAUGCGGAGCAGCAGCGCAUCAAGUUCAUCAACAUGAACGGGCUGAUGGACGAUCCCAUGAAGGUCUACAAGGACCGGCAGGUGAUGAAUAUGUGGAGUGAGCAGGAGAAGGAGACCUUCCGAGAGAAGUUCAUGCAACACCCAAAGAAUUUCGGUCUUAUCGCCUCCUUCCUGGAUAGGAAAGUAAGUGGAUAUAUUUUUUACUUCUUUCUCACAAUGCCCUUUUGA